Molecule: messenger RNA, 1203 nt
Organism: Drosophila innubila
Lineage: Eukaryota; Metazoa; Arthropoda; Insecta; Diptera; Drosophilidae
Product: ficolin-1-like
Exons: 3
Coding region: 120-1079 (319 amino acids)
Source: RefSeq, a predicted model, not a curated record
UAAUCUGUGUCGGAAACUUUUUAGUUUCGUUCUCAAAUGCUAAUUGUAUUAUUCCUGAACGCAAUGAGUCGAAUAAAAACCCUUCAGUGAACUCCCAAAUAUCUGAGUUGAGAGAGGCAAUGGAUCUUCAAAUACUUAAAGCGGAACAGGAUCGGCAGGGAAAACUCAUAGAUGAACUCAAAGCGGAACUAGAGCAACAAAAGAACGACAAAAUCGAUAAAGAGUCUAGCAUUCAACUCCUUCGAACAGAACUGGAACAACAGAAGAUAGACGCACUUGACAAAGAAUCGAGAAUUUACUUCCUUAUAGCGGAGCUUGAGCGUUUGGGAAAAUUUAUAGGUGAACUAAAUAAGCAAUUGACUAAUCAAACUUUUAAAGCGGAGCAGGAACGGCUGGAAAAAAUAAAAGAGGAACUUGUUCAGGAAUCGAAGAAACUCAAUUUGAUGCUCCACCCUCCGAAGUGUACCGAUGCUAAGUGCAGUGGGAUUCACGAAAUACUCGUCCCCAACUUUAGCAGUCAACUUUUCAAAGUGGCAUGCGAUGCAGAAACUCGAGGGGGAGGCUGGACGAUUAUCCUGAGGAGGAUGGAUGGAACUGUCGACUUCUAUCGCAACUGGGCUGCAUACAAAGAGGGAUUUGGAGAUUUAAAUGGCGAGUUCUUCUUAGGACUCGAUAAAAUUCACGCAUUGACGGAAGAAAGGAACCAGGAAUUACUUGUCGUCCUAGAGGACUUCGAGGGAAAUGAAGUUUUUGAGAUGUAUGACAGCUUUGCAAUCGGCGGUGAAGAUCAACAAUAUAUCCUACACUAUCUGGGAGAUGCGAGUGGAACUGCGGGUGAUUCACUUAGAAGACAUCGUGGCAUGAAAUUUAGCACCUAUGAUGGAGACAAUGAUAGUUGGCCAAGCGUAAACUGCGCUGUAGAAAGAACUGGCGCUUGGUGGUACGCUGAUUGCAACGACAGCAACUUGGCGGGGAAGUACAAUGAUGAACGAUUUCGCACGGGCGUCUAUUGGGAAAAUUUUAAGGGUUCUUACAAGUCCCUCAAAAAAGCAGUCAUGAUGAUUCGACCAAAAAAGUGAAAUCUAAGACUCUACAAUCAUUUAAAUCUUUUCGACACUUAUUUUCUAAUGUGUUUUGCGAUCCCUUUGUCUUUCUUAUAAUUUAAAUAUAUGUUUAUAAUAUAAAUAAAAGACAUUCUCUUUA